CCUCUACUACCAUACCUCCAUUCCCUUGACGUCAUAAAUUUCUUCCUGUACCUUCUUCUUCGCAUUGCAUUCAACAACCCGCUCAGUCGUACCUACUCCGCAACUACAGAAGUCAUCACGCAAAAAUUGUGCAAUACAAGAGAACGAGUUACCGAAGUCUGUAAUUUCCAUUAGUCAUGCCUGUGUAAAUAGAUUUCUAAGCUGAACUCUUAUUUGUUCUCGGCAAUUUUUAUCACAAAAUAAUAAUUUAUUGUACAGUAAAAAUAAUUCUAUAAAUUAAUAAUUCUAUAAAAUAAUUCUAUAUAUAUCAGAGUACUUUUCCAUCAAAAAAAUGAAACUUUUGCGAAAUAACUUUCGAGCUUCCAAAUCGUAAGCAUUUUAUAAACUAAUUAUGAAGUCUAAGUAAAUUCGUUUAACAAUUAUUUGUAGCAACAAUAAUAUUACGAUGUCAAAAUAUCGAUUGCUAUUUAAAAUUUAAUUGCAAUAUAUUCAUUACAAUCUAAUUACAAUGAUGUCUGGUCAAAGAAAUUUACUUCGAUAACGCAACUUCUGAAAAAAAAAAAAUAAAAUAAAAAUGUUAGUUUGAAACAGUUGCGCGAGUUAAUAUAUAUGAAAUCAACUUCUCGAGAACAAGAUUUAAAUAAAAGAUAAGUAAAAUCAAAUGAGAUAAAAGUUACUUUUCUAAAUAGAAAUAACUAGAAAUAGCUAGCACGUGACCACAUAAAAUAUUUCUAUAAACGAGAUUGCUAUAAAGUAUUUAAACUUUAAAAGAACUUAUUAUAGCAGUUCAGGAGAUUGGCAACACUAUUUUGACACUAAAGUAACAAACGGAUUUUGUCAGGAUUUUAAAAAAAGUUCAGUUCGAUGAAAUAUUUUUGCGAUGAAGAAUAUUCUGAAGUGAUGAUGUUUGAUUUUGCGAGUAUCAAUCUUUUUACAUUAAAUUUGAAUUUGUAAACUGAGAAAUAGUUCGGAAGACUUUUCGCCAUUUUUUUUCGGAAGAAAUAUUUUGCAGUGAUGUGAUUAUAAUAUCCUUCUACGACAAAACACAUUAAAAAAGAGAGAGAGAGAGAGAUUCUGAAGAGUGAACAGAAUUGAAACUUAUUGGACAGUGCUUUAUUUCAUGCAUAAAGACUCAAUCAAGAAAACUACUUAAUGCGUUUCGACGACUGAGUUAAAAUUAAAAAUGCGAAGAAGCUAAAUUAAGCGAACAUUCAAAGACUGGAAGCAAGAGAGAAAAAGUUUGUCAGUGGUCCACUUGUUGAGACAUGUUAUACCUAUAACUUAACCAAACAAAAACAUUGCUGGACCACAACAUCGUAUCUCAGAAGAGUUUACUCCUGUAAUAAAAGAUCUCAAAGAGAGAAAGUAGUAUCUUUAAAAGAAAAAUAAUAAUAAUAAUAAAAUAAAAAAAGAGAAGAAAGUGCGGAGAAAGACAGGAAGAAGAACCUUAGAAGAAAGGGGAGGACCAUCUUCAUUUAACCGGAAGCAGACCCCCCUCAGACCUAACCCACGUGGCGCAACAACCCCGAACGUACCCCUCCUACACACCCCCUCUCCUUUUGGCAUCAUCGCAGGAGUUUUAAAAAGUCAAGUCACUGUCUUCCCUUCCGUCAAGUGGUACUGUUGCAUUUAUUAAAGGGUCUUAUGUUGUAUACGUUCCGAGCCCCAAGUGAAAUUUGAACAGAACUGUGGCAAAAAUUUUCAAGUAUCGUGCUGUGAGUCUAGAAUUGGUUCUGUGAUAUGAAAAGAUGCCUCGAGCGUUUUUGAUCACAAAUAAAAGAUACAAAUCUGCGGUGGAUUAUGAGGAAAAUCAACAAUCCAGAGAAACUAGUCCUGAGCGAGGGGUCUCCACUGCUGAGGGACCACAGUUCCGUACGCCAUGCGAUAGUGAAACGGAUUCCAUUGGUUUCGACCAUUCCUUAAAGCCGACGAGUCCUCACUCACCUGCUCACGAAUCCAGAUCCCUCCAGCAGAGUCCCUCAGAAGAGGGAGCUGUCAUGGGUCUUACGGUUUUCCGAGCGCAUGAUCCCGGAUCUCCAGCAGUCACAUCUUACAAUAACGUAGCAGUUAGUUCCCCAUCACAAUGUGCUAUGUUUCGUCCAUGCCCAUCUACUACUUCAGCCCUCGUAACAGUCAUCCGCCAGCUUAUGCAGCAACAGCCAGCAACUGUUCGACCAUCUCCAGAAAGCAGCCCCUGUUCUACUAGCCGGAAUUCCCCAGGAUACGUAAGCAAUCAACAGGACACUCAUAUUUGCAGUGAGUGCGGAAAGCGUUACAGCACAUCCAGCAACUUGGCUCGACACAGACAAACGCAUAGAAGUGUGACGGACAAAAAAGCCAGAAAGUGCCCGCACUGUGACAAAGUAUAUGUGUCAAUGCCUGCUUACAGUAUGCAUGUAAGGACACAUAGCCAAGGUUGUCAAUGCCCGUAUUGUGGCAAAUGUUUCAGUAGACCUUGGUUAUUGCAAGGGCACAUCCGAACUCAUACUGGAGAAAAACCUUUCACGUGCCCCGUGUGCCGCAAAGCUUUUGCUGACAAAUCGAACUUGAGAGCUCAUAUACAGACACACUCCAGUAGUAAACCAUACGUGUGCCAAAGAUGUGGUAAAGCUUUUGCCCUCAAAAGUUAUCUCUAUAAGCAUGAAGAAUCUUCAUGUAUGCGAGUACAUAGGCAACAACAACAAAUUCAAAGCCACGAAAGAGAAUCGACAACGGUUCUCGACUUGGCUUCUGCGAAAGAUAUUAGCAAUAAAAAGAAUACAUCAUCCAUCCUGCUUGAGCAUAACGGAGCCAUACUUGUUGGCUAGACAAUAAAAUUCAGGUUGUGGACAAUGAAUUUCUAAUUUUGCAAUAACUCACGCUAUAAAAAUACAUACUCUUAACAGCACUAUAAACACCUUAAUUUAUUUUAAUUAACUGUAAACUAAAAUAAAAAUCUAGCAACAUGAAGUAGCUUACAUUUUCCCCAACUGAUAGAAUUCUACACACAUUUGUUUUAUUUAUUUUGCAGUAGGGGAGAUAAAAUUUAAUAUGAAUAAACGUCUUGCAUGAUGAAGGAACCAUUUUCCCGCUAAAAUUAUAUUGUAACAAAUUCACCAAAUAUUUUUAACUCUUUCUGUGAACAUUUAUAAGAUUGUCUAAUUAUUGCUUUUAGAAUGUAACUGAGAGUUUUGUGGAAAAAAAAUAUAAAAAUGACUUGAUAAAUUUAUAGUAUUUGAUCUUCUCAGGUUGCAAGAUAUUAUAGAUUUAAAAUAUCUCCUUCAGAGCUUAAAGGUGAAAUGUGCAAUAUUUUUACCAUUAAAUGCCAAAGAGCAGAAGAUUCACACUCUUUUGCAAAUGUUGAUUUUGAGUAUAGUUUACAUCAUCAUUACCAAAGAUAUUUCUACUCAGAUAUUCAUUCAAAUUUUGCCUUUUUUAGCGUAUUUAAAUGUACCUUUAUCUUUAUUUUAUACGGCAUGUUUUAGUCUGACAGUAAUUUGUAUUGGUAGUUACCAUCUACAAACUACACAUGGUUAUUUUAUCAUUACUUUUAUACGGCAUGAUUGUGUUUACAUAUUUUACUGUAAAGCUUAAGAUAUAGGUAAAUAAUAAUAAUGAUUUCAAGAAUUCUUUCACAGAAGAAGAAGCUGAGUGUUUUGAAUGUAUAAAAAUGGAAAGAGUGAAUUUUUCCGCAAAGAUUAUGUAGCAUAAAUAAUCAAUAUGUUUCCCAGAUAGUUUGUUAACAUGUAAGGUGCAUAUCGUCGCCUAGAUGAUGAACCUUUUUAAAUAUUUUAUUCUUGUAUGAGUUUAUGCAGAUAAACGCAGUGUUAGUUACGAAACUUAUUUGAUCUCCGAUUCGGAAUAGGACCAAAGAAUUUUAUGCCUUGAUAGUCUUUGAUUUAACUCAAGGAUACUGAGUAUUUAAGAAUGUUUUGUGGCAAAAUUCGGUAAGCCAUUUUGCUAUUGUUUUAUUUAUUUUUUUAUAAGUUGUCUUUACAUGUUUCGUCAUUUACGGUGACAAAUAGAUGCUUUUAUUUAUAUGUGAGUUAGAUGCUUUUAUUUAUGAUUAACUUAAUUUACUUGCAUUGCAUAUUUAUUAUUUAUUAAAUGCGUAGUUUCUAAUUCAUUAGUGAUUUAGUUUUGCUCUCAUCUUUCUUUCGAAUCUAGUCAGAGACAGGAAGGAUUAACCCUUUAAUUUUAUGCCAGUGAUGUCACAGAUAGCAAAUAUGUAAUGCUGUUCAUAACAAUACGCCGUUUCUCAGAGCAUCACCCACUGGCUUUCGUAUGAAAAGAUUGAAAAAAAUUGCUGAAAGAAAUACCAAAGAAACUGUAAUUAUUAGAGUCAACUCUGUUACAGAGUUCAAGCUAAUAAUCAGUUUUCCCAACAGUAGAGUUUAAGUUCUUUAAGAGUUUCUCAACUAAAUUCAAGGCGAUUUACUUUAAUAUACUUAUAUUAAGCAAAGUGAAACACUUAGUUCCAUCUAUUUUGCAAAUUUAAUUUGUUGUUGUAAUUUUAUUUUCCUUUUAUUGCCAACGUAUUUUAUAUAUAAUUAAUUGUAUUUAUUUAAAAUUAUAUACAUGCAAGAUUAUUUUUUAAGUAUCCAGUUGACAGAGAUUUUUGUAAUCUCUGUUAUUUUUUGAAAGUGCAUUUUUUUAACAAAGCAUUUUUAUUACACAUGUGCAAGUCUUGCAUGUGGUUAAAAAAAUAUCUCUUAGUCAGCUUUAUCUAUUUUCCAAUGUUUUUCUUACAGAAUAUAUAGUUAGUUAAAAAAAUAUAAUAUAUAUUUAUAUAUAUUGGAAAUAAAAAUGUGUUUGUUGAAUUUUUAUGUGUUUGCAAUGUGUGCAAUUUUUAAAACUUUUGUACUCAAAGCGUUCUUUGUGGAUAGUGAUAAUCCAUAUAUUGCUUGUUUUUUAUACUAUUGUGUAACAAUUUUACUGGCUUAAUAAAUUAUUGAUUUUGAUUAUCUAA
Messenger RNA from Stegodyphus dumicola, 4948 nucleotides. RefSeq lists its product as uncharacterized. The record is from RefSeq and is a predicted model, not a curated record. Gene Ontology annotation, molecular function: RNA polymerase II cis-regulatory region sequence-specific DNA binding; DNA-binding transcription factor activity, RNA polymerase II-specific. NCBI's taxonomy places the organism in Eukaryota, Metazoa, Arthropoda, Arachnida, Araneae, Eresidae. Gene Ontology annotation, biological process: regulation of transcription by RNA polymerase II.